UGCUUUUGUCUUGAUUCAUGAACAAUUAAUCAGUUUUGGCAAUCUUUUUUAGAUUUAUAAUUAAUCUUUGCAUAAAUAUGAUUUGAAAUUUGUCUCUGCUGUGUUUGAAUGUUAUACAAUGCUUGCAAAUGCAACUUGUUGCUUUUGCUUCAACUUCAGAUUGCCUCAAUUUAUUCCUAGCUGCAGCCUAUAUUCUUCUUUGUCCAAGGACGUAUUGUGAACAUGACGAUACAAGAAUUUGUCUGGAGGUUGAUCCAUGGUUGUGUUUAGCUUUGUCCAAUUACUAUUUUGUUAGAAUUGCCUUGAGAGUAUGUCUACUGAAGAUGGUUAGAGCAUAUUCUCAAGAACACACAUACAAGCAUCCAUGGGAACGAGUAACAGCUGCGUCGUGGCGCAAAUUUGCUGACCCUGAGAACAAACGCACGCUGUCUCACAUUGUCGAGGUUGAUACACUGAGCCACAAGCUCGAACGUAGCUCUGGCAAGCUGUACACUACUCGAGCUAUAACUGUCCAUGCUCCUGGGCCAUGGUUCCUUCGUAAGAUGAUCGGCCAGGAUAUCUGUCACUGCGUUGAAUCAACUGUCGUGGAUGCACAAGCCCGGUCGAUGCAGCUAGCCACUCGCAAUAUCAGCCUCGAGAAGUUCCUUGAAGUGGAGGAGAAGAUUAGGUACGAUCCCCAUCCGGAGGAUCCAGUUGGAUGGACCAUAUGCCGGCAGGAGACAAGGAUCACGAUAAAGCCCCUGUCAGCACUUGCCACGAUGGCCGAGAAGAUCGAGCAGAAGUGCGUGGAGAAGUUCCAGCACAACAGUGCUAAGGGGAGAGAGGUUAUGGAGAGGAUCUGCAAGUAUCUUGAAGCUGAAUCUAGGGGCAUUUCUGCUUGAUUUUGAUGUUAAUCUUGAGGUAAUUUCUGCCUUUGUUUUUCAGUUUAACUUGAUGCAUCUUCGGUAGAGGAAUUUACCGGUGAGGAUGUUGUUGUAUAUCCGGUUUUGUUUAGUCGAUCUAAUUGAAAAUAAUAGGACAUCUUGGUCCCUCUUUUCGUGACCAAGAAAAGAUGAAAUAAAAUGAAAUAGAAUCUUCUUAUGCUA
Messenger RNA from Salvia miltiorrhiza (redroot sage), 1085 nucleotides. Its product is annotated as UPS-like protein C36.10. The record is from RefSeq and is a predicted model, not a curated record. Gene Ontology annotation, biological process: phospholipid transport. Gene Ontology annotation, cellular component: mitochondrial intermembrane space. Lineage: Eukaryota; Viridiplantae; Streptophyta; Magnoliopsida; Lamiales; Lamiaceae. Bases 129 to 881 code for a protein of 250 amino acids. Gene Ontology annotation, molecular function: phosphatidic acid transfer activity. The transcript has 2 exons.